CUCUCUCCGUGCCUUCUCUCUUAUAGGCCUCAUCAGAUUGGUAGUUCUUUAUGUCUCUAUAUAUAAUAUCAGUGUCUUCCAAUUCUUCUUCUCCUCCUUUUCUCUUCCUCGCACAAGCUUCUCCUCAGUUCCGUCAAGGCCACUCUUCUUUUUCUCCUCGCAGUCUCAUUGCUUCCUGGACUCACAGCUGUCUGUUUCCUAUUCAUCUCAAGGUCCUAUCUCUCACGAGUGAAUACCAAAGAUACAAUGCAUCUUCUCCGUAUUCUCCAGUGGAUGAUCCCCAUCAUCAGUCUGUGUCUGGCUCAAUCGGAUGACCGAGCCCUUGCCCUUUCAUUGAUCAACCAGGCUCGCCAGGCUCACGGAGUUCAGCCGCUCACAUGGAACGCCAACUUGGCAUCUUAUGCUCAGUAUUGGGCAAACAUAAUGGCCAGUGGCCAACAGCCCUUUUCGCAUGCCCAAGGUCCUUACCGCCCUCAGCAGGGAGAAACGCUCUUUGAAUACCAAUCUACUCAAUGUGAUUCGGCCUAUGAUAAUCCUCUGCAGACCGCCGCACGAACCUGGCUUGCACAGGCCACGCUAUACAACGGGAUGCCCAUCACCGAUGGACAUGAGCCGUGGUUGCACUGGUGUAUGUAUUCAUUCAUGCUACUUCACAACUCGGAUCAGUCGGUGCUGACUCGUCUUCCAGCCCAGUGUAUGUGGUCCACCAGUACACAAAUAGGCUGCGCUCGAGCCUACAGCAUCUCGGACCCGUACAAAACCUACGAUGUGUGCCGAUUCUUUCCGGAAGGAAACAUGUAAGCAUCUCAUAGUUGUUUAUUGUUUGGAGACUGUAUGCUGACCACCUGUGAUCAGAGUUGGCCAGCGGCCCUAUUAGAUGCUUGUGGUCGCGAGUAGGGAAUAGAGCACUGCGGGCAUUUUUGAUGGGCGAGGAUCUCGCCGUGAUUUGACCUCUUGUUUGGAAUUGGCCAUUUAUGAUGCAAAGGCCAAGCUAUUUUGGUAGCGACGGAAGGGGUUUCCUAGCUAGAGGAGUCAAAUACAAUAC
Messenger RNA from Trichoderma asperellum CBS 433.97, 1045 nucleotides. Lineage: Eukaryota; Fungi; Ascomycota; Sordariomycetes; Hypocreales; Hypocreaceae. The record is from RefSeq and is a predicted model, not a curated record.